This is a messenger RNA of Oncorhynchus gorbuscha (pink salmon), 4482 nucleotides long. Its product is annotated as zinc finger protein 17-like. The coding region runs from base 754 to 3591 and encodes 945 amino acids. Gene Ontology annotation, biological process: telomere capping; regulation of telomere maintenance via telomere lengthening; regulation of DNA-templated transcription. The transcript has 16 exons. Lineage: Eukaryota; Metazoa; Chordata; Actinopteri; Salmoniformes; Salmonidae. The record is from RefSeq and is a predicted model, not a curated record. Gene Ontology annotation, molecular function: RNA polymerase II cis-regulatory region sequence-specific DNA binding; telomeric repeat DNA binding; DNA-binding transcription factor activity, RNA polymerase II-specific. Gene Ontology annotation, cellular component: shelterin complex; nucleus.
GGCAAGUUGGGAAUUACUUCAGCUGUGCAGGGGACAUUCUAUUGACCCAGACUCCUGCAGUUGUCAUGGUCCAGUCUGGAGAGUCUGCCACGAUCAGCUGUAAAGCCAGUAGUGCCAUUGACGAUGACUUAGCCUGGUACCAUCAAAAACCUGGAGAAGCUCCUAAAUUCAUCAUCGACUUUAACACAGGUUUAACAUCUGGUCGAUAUCAAGGCACUGGAUAUGAUAUUGAUUUCACCCUGACCAUCAGUGGAGUUCAAGCUGAAGAUGCAGGAGAUUACUACUGUCAGCAGCAUGAAGCUGCUCCGUUCACACAGCGAUACAGAGCCAAACAAAAACCUCCCUCAGCUGUAGAGGAAGUGAUCUAAAUCUGCCUACUGGGGACUUUCACAAAUGUUGUGUUGAAAUACAUUAUUAAUAUUUAUCAUGACAAGGAUUAUCAUGACAAAUACAGAUUCCAUCUCUCACAGUUGAAGUGUACCUAUGAUAAAAAUGACAGACCUCUACAUGCUUUGGUUAAAGCAGACCUUCCAGAGCCCAGCACAAAUCCAGGGUAUUAUUCCGCCCCGAAGAUGGAACUUGUGUCCAAAUAACUAAUCCAGCUCAACUCACAGGUCAAGCUUUGAGGUGCCCUUCACUGUCGAACAGGAUAUCUCCGCUCCUCCUGGGCUUCCUGUGGUGGGACAGGUUGAGGUGGAAGGUCCCCGUCUUCCUCUCUCCUCUUUGCGACUAUUGGUUUCUCCCCUGCGGCUGAUGUAUUCAUUUGUAUGGCAUGUGGUGAAUCAACGCAAUGUGAUGCACUAUGGGAAGGUCGAGGAGUUUGUAACUGUGGUGACUGAAGCUGUUCCAAAGUUGCUGAGUUACAAACAGAGGGCUCAACUCAUCCUGGGCCUGAGAGCAAGGAUGAUCUUGGAGAUGUUCCGCAAGGGUUGUCCACCUAACCCUCAGGCCAUCCAAAGUCUCCUGGGAAACAUGAACAUCAGUGCAUCAGGGCAGCAAGAUGUGGAAGUGGAGGAGUCGCAGGCUAACUUUGUGUCGCUGGUCCAAACCCUUUUGAAAAACCCUUAUGAGAGGAAGCACUUCUUCCAGGAGGAGUUCCAUACACAGUAUGGCUCCAAGUAUGACACAGCACUGCAGGCCCUUGUGGGAGGCUUGGUCUUCAGACUGGAACAACUGUUAUCUGUGCCAGAUCUCUCCCAGAUAGCAUCUAUGAUCAGUGCUGACCCCUCUGACCUGGAGGAGUGUGGGCAGUCUAUGUCUGACCCUGAGCAGCUGAAGAUCCUCCUCCAUCACCAGAAAUUGCUAAAUAAAACCCAGUUCAACAGAAAUGCUCCCCCACUUCCUCUCUCCUCUUUGCGACUAUUGGUUUCUCCCCUGCGGCUGAUGUAUUCAUUUGUAUGGCAUGUGGUGAAUCAACGCAAUGUGAUGCACUAUGGGAAGGUCGAGGAGUUUGUAACAGUGGUGACUGAAGCUGUUCCAAAGUUGCUGAGUUACAAACAGAGGGCUCAACUCAUCCUGGGCCUGAGAGCAAGGAUGAUCUUGGAGCUGUUCCGCAAGGACCCACCCAACCUUCAGGACAUCCAACGUCUCCUGGAAAAGAUGAACAUCUUGGGACAGCAAGAUGCAGAAGUGGAGGAGUCACAGGCUAACUUUGUGGCGCUGGUCCAAACCCUGCUGAAAAACCCUUACGAGAGGAAGCACUUCUUCCAGGAGGAGUUCCAUACACAGUAUGGCUCCAAGUAUGACACAGCACUGCAGGCCCUUGUGGGAGGCUUGGUCCUCAAACUGGAACGACUGCUAUCUGUGCCAGAUCUCUCCCAGAUAGCGUCCAUUAUCAGUGCUGCCCCCUCUGACCUGGAGGAGUGUGGACAGUCUGUGUCUGACCCUGAGCACCUGAAGAUCCUCCUCCAGCACCAGAACCUGCUAAAUAAGAUUCAGUUUGUACCUGUCACGACUUCGGUGGGUGACUGUGUGCUGUCCUCGCUGUCCUUCCGCCUCGCUUGUGGAAGGCCAUCAAUGGAGCCAGAUUUUGACGAGCCAUCAGAAUCAUUAGAAGGCGCUCUAAGCGUCAUGAACCCUGCCCCCUUCAGUAACUUGGAGGAUCUGGGAAUGAUGUCAGAUGACUCUGACCAUGCUGGAGAAGAUGAGGAUGUACUGCCAGAGAGCGCCGUGGUCUGCUCUAGUCCUCAAGGUGUUAGUGGACUGGUGGGAGGGGCACCAUCAAAAGGGGCACCAACAGUAAGGAGUAUGCUGCAAACGAUGAGACAGCAACAGCUUGUAUCACUGAUGAAUACUUCCAUCACUGAAGCCUCUCCUUCACAGAUAGUCAUCCCUGCCACGGAUAACCAGCCGGUCGAGCUGACGAGUGUCGACCAGUGGGUCCCCCAUAUUGCCAGUUACACUUUAUCGCUCCAGUCCUUGCCACCCCUUCCACAAAACGAUCAUUUGGACAAGGAGAUGGAGUUGGCCGACACAGGGCUCGGGAGCAGUGUGGUGAUCGGGGGUCAGGAAACAGAGGUCGAUCUCUUUGAGAGUUCCAUUAUCCAAAGGAAGAGGGUGCAAAAGCCACUACGAGUAGCGUGCUCUAAAAAGAGAGAACCUGCAACCAACUCCUGCCAAGAGUGUGGGAAGCGUUUUCUGUCUCGGGGACGGCUGGAGGAUCACCUCCGCAUACACACCGGAGAGAAACCUUUCAAGUGCACCGAUUGUAGCAGGUUCUUCAGGACGUCGGCACUCCUGACCAACCAUAUGAAAAUUCACUCUGAUGUGCGGCCCUUUAGCUGUGACGAGUGCGGCAAAUGCUUUCGGAGAAAGGUUGGCCUUCAGAAUCACCAUCGCGUCCACACGGAUGCGAGACCAUACAAAUGCACCAUAUGUGGAAAGGGCUUCACGCAGGUACAGUACUGCAAACGACACAUGGAUUGUCAUACAAGUGAGAAUACCUAUUUCUGCACUCAUUGUCCGAAGAGCUUCCCAACCCAAUUCCAGCUGUCCUCCCACCAGCGCUGGCACACCACGGACCGCCCGUACGCCUGUGAGCAGUGUGGGUUGCGCUUCUUUAUGCCAAGCUUGUUAAAGAGACACAUGGGCUACCACAUCGGGAACCGCCAGUUCCUGUGUGCCCAGUGCGGAAGGACCUUUGUCUAUGAGUUUGACCUAAAGAGACACCAAAAAGACCAUGACCCCAGUCCCAAACUCCCCUGCCCUGUCUGCCAGAAGAUGUUUGGCAACAACAGCCUACUCCAGGCCCACGUACGCAGGCACUCUUCAGAGAAACCUUACAGAUGCGACAUAUGCGACAAGACCUUUAAAGACAGCGGGGGCCUCCGCAUACACAAGCGGGGGCUGCACUCGAACGAACGCCCUUACAGCUGCGACGAGUGUGGGAAGACCUACAAACUACACACGCACCUGAGGGAGCACAAGUUUAAACACACAGGGGAGGGCCACAGCUGUGGCCAGUGUGGAAAAGCCUUCAGGUACCUGCGUCUCCUGAAGUUGCACGAGCGGUCGCACUCCGAGCCAUCUGAGCUCACGCUGCGAAACAGUCACACCAGCCGUCGCAGGAGACAUUCCUCCAAAAGGAGUUGAUUUUCCUCACAUGUUCACACCUUUCACUGUGGCUACAGUAAUAUACAAUAGUAUUCAACUUUGUCACAAGUCCAUGUCGUUAGCUGUAGGGUCGUUAUGUAGGGCAGCCCAGGGUUCCUCUGUGUGGUCGUAGGAAUGCUGCAUUAUCCCACCAUUCCCCAUUCUGUCAUAUCUCUGUGGUGCAGAGGGGCGACAUGAUGGGAGAUGGUGAGAUAAUUGACUUGAACGGAGAAGAGGGUCUCUGCUGUUCAGGACUGUUGCUCACUGAGUUUAGCUUCCUCCCUCUAUGAUCCUCCCUUCCUCUGAUCAGACAUACUGGGACUAUACAAACCCUUAUUACAUGAUACACAGCAUAUCAAGUACAGGGUCCAAAGUUGUUUCAAGUCAUGGAAUGUCAUACAUGGUCUAUUUUGGGAGGUAGCAGCAUUGCAGUCCUAACAGCCAUGCCGGUUGUGUGUCUGAAGGCUCCCAGAAUCUGUGGACCGGCAAUUCAUAAAGUGAAUCUGUGGACCUAUGUUCAGUGAGGUGUGUUCGGUAAACCUGUGAAACAUCCUCCACUGUCAGGUACAGGAUGCUCUCAAGAGAACAUGGUUUUAAUCUGUCGAUUUGGAUCAGGAUUGGGGGUCAAUUACUCUUUAAUUCAGGAUCUUCCUAUUAGAAAAUAAUUUCAGUUACUCCAACCCUGAUUUGGGUAGUGUCAUGGCUUCUCCCGCAGUAUAAUCAGCAGAGUGAUUCAGAUUCACUAUUUAAUAGUCACAUGUACAGGGUUGCAGGUGUAAUUGCGGAUACAGUGAAAAUCUUAGGGUCCAAACUUCAACAGAGUGUAGUUCUUCAAUUUGUGCUUCUUGUUCUAUCGCAAUGUUCUUGUUUAAUUAAAAAGCUUAAAGGCUA